GGACUCUGUUUCUCUGCGGGGCUGCUUAGCCAGCCAGAGGGUGGUGGUGCUCCUGGAAGUCCUGAGCUGGGGUCGGCUGGAAGAUGACCGAAUAUAAGCUGGUAGUGGUGGGAGCUGGUGGCGUCGGGAAGAGUGCUUUGACGAUACAGCUCAUCCAGAACCAUUUUGUCGAUGAGUAUGACCCCACGAUAGAGGAUUCCUACAGAAAGCAAGUCGUCAUCGACGGAGAGACCUGCUUGUUAGACAUCUUGGACACCGCCGGGCAAGAGGAGUACAGUGCCAUGAGAGACCAGUACAUGCGAACGGGGGAGGGAUUCCUCUGCGUCUUUGCCAUCAACAACACCAAGUCCUUUGAAGACAUUCACCAGUACAGGUGG
This is a messenger RNA of Apaloderma vittatum (bar-tailed trogon), 377 nucleotides long. Its product is annotated as GTPase HRas. Gene Ontology annotation, cellular component: plasma membrane. The record is from RefSeq and is a predicted model, not a curated record. Lineage: Eukaryota; Metazoa; Chordata; Aves; Trogoniformes; Trogonidae. The transcript is spliced from 3 exons. Gene Ontology annotation, biological process: Ras protein signal transduction. Gene Ontology annotation, molecular function: GDP binding; GTP binding; GTPase activity. The annotation marks the transcript as partial.